AAAACGCCCAGAAAACGAUCGGCCAGAAAUUUGGUCUUACUGCGACAGAAGCCGAGAAAAAGUUCUUCAAUAUUCUCUCCUUCUUCUUCGCAAAACAUUUCGGAGAAACAAAAAACACGCCAAAAAUCUUCUUCUUCGAUCGAUUGCCGCCAUUCUUAUUUUGGUUUUGGCGGUAAAAAGUGACUAGUCCCAGUUUUUCCACUAUUUGAUCCGAUACAUACGAUUUAAUGGAAACCAGUUAUCGCAAGGAUCGCUUCAGUCGCGUCCGUCGCUUCUGUCGUCCCGGGAAGCAACAGAGACGACUGUUGCAACAGGGUCGAUUAUAUGGAAACCGCGAUCUGAAGGAAAUCCUAGUCAUGGCCAGGAUUCACGUUGUAAUAUUUUUCUGCUUCAUUGGGAGUGUAUGUGUAAGAUCAGACGAAGAUUACAAAACCUGCCAGAGAACCUGGAAAAAGGUUGGAUGUUAUAAAGAUCGGGAAGGUGGUAAAAGGGCCCUUCCAAAUCAAAUGGUCAACAUUCGGGAUAAAAAAAGCAAUGUCUUUGUCCCACCCAAGUUAGAUUGGAACAAGUAUCCGGCGUCAAUACACAACCUUGCGUGCCUGUGCGCUGAAAAAGCGCGAGAAAACGGCUACGAUGCGUUUGGUCUUCAAUUCUACGGCGAGUGUUGGACCGGAGACAAUGCCAAAGAUCGUUAUUCGAUGUUUGGUGCAGCCAAUGUUGAUGAAUGCAUAAUGAGUGACUUUGAACCCUGCGAUAUCAACUCAGAACAAGAGUGUGUUGGGAAACAUAACACAAAUUACGUCUACACUCUGGAGAAAGAACAAAGCACGCCCACUGAUGGAAAAUGGAGCGAUUGGGGAGACUGGACUCCGUGUGACAAGACGUGUGGGACUGGUAAACAGGUUAGGGAGCGGACCUGCACCAAUCCACCACCCGAAAACGGUGGCAAAGACUGCGUGGGGUCAGGGGAGGAAGUACAAGAUUGCAAGCUGACUAAUUGUCCUAUUGAUGGGGGCUACACGCCCUGGGAACCUGCCACAGAAUGCACCAAGACAUGCGGAGGUGGCAUGCAGAAAUUGGUGCGAACCUGCACCAAUCCUCCACCUCAACAUGAAGGUAAAGACUGCGUCGGGCCGAACGAGAAAACUGAGCCAUGCAACGAGUUUCCAUGUCCCACCCCAUGUACUCGCACACUAGAUCUCGCAGUGAUCCUGGACGCAACUAAAAGUGUGGGUAAAGCCGAGUUUCAGAAAUCCAAGGAUUUCGCAUUAGCGCUUGUGAAUAGCAUGAACAUCGCUCCCGGUGGAUCGCAUCUUGGAUUAAUGGUGUACAACAUUAACGCCACGAUCCUAACAAAGUUUAACGAGGAAGACAAGCAAGAUCCUCUGAUCGUUAAAAGUAUUUUAGACGACACGAACAAGCUCCUUGGAAGAACCUUCACAGACAGAGCCCUGAUCAAGGCAAACGAUGAGCUCUUUACCGCUGAGGGUGGAGAUCGACCUCAAGCACCAGAUGUGCUUGUUUUGGUGACUGAUGGACGAACCAAUAAGGACAGUGUACCAUACGAUGUCGUGCUUCCACCACUUAAGGAAAAAGGAGUCAAAAUUAUUGCUGUCGGUGUUGGUAACAAUAUCAAGCACGAGGAGCUGAAAACGAUCGCUAUGGGCUUUGACGAGAAUGUCAUCCAAUGUAAGGAUUUUGAGAAACUGUUCGACCAACUGCAGGAAAUCAUCGAUUCUUCCUGCGAGUCAAAAUAGGGAUCAUACCAGCAGUCACUAACAAGAAGCAUCAAUUUUUGCCGUUUAAAAUAGUUUAGAAGACUAUAUAUACACAGGGAUAUAUCAAUAAAAGGAGAAAACCAAUGAAAACAUCUCGUGUACUUUUAUUAGGAAAAAGUGGACAUAAUUCUUCUUUUCCUAGAAUCCAUCCUAGUCAAAACGCCGAUUUCUGAAGCCUCAAAGAAGGCCUCAAAGCAUGCUGGUUAAAUGUGUGUUGAUAUUUAGGGGUUAAGGGGUACAUGUUACACAGAAUACUCUGUGCUGUUCCACCCCCGUGUAUACUUCACCGAAACGGCCAAAAUGUUUAACGUUCUUCAACAUUCGCUCUGACACAGGGUUAACAAUCGAAACGUUAGCUCAGAAGCUAUUUACGGUGGCCAAUCUACAUAAUCAACUCAUGUACAUGAAAGCGCAGUUGAAAAAACCAAACUAUUUUUCACAACCGUCGCCAAUGACAGAGAUCUCUCAGCUCCGAGCUUGUUUCGUUUUCUUCAGCAUUAAGUGAUCAUCUAGAAGAUCUCUGACGGAAAGACGUCGUUGAUGUGUACAUGUCUUGUUCAGGAACUUUGAAGAAGAAAGAAUAAAGAAAGAAACAUACUCAUCCUGUUACUAUCACCACCUUGCUUGAUCUCAGGCUGAUUUUCCUGGAGUAGAAAUGUGAGAAUUUUU
This is a messenger RNA of Stylophora pistillata, 2447 nucleotides long. Its product is annotated as coadhesin. NCBI's taxonomy places the organism in Eukaryota, Metazoa, Cnidaria, Anthozoa, Scleractinia, Pocilloporidae. The record is from RefSeq and is a predicted model, not a curated record.